AUGGCUAGCAUCAUAGAGGCAUCUGCUGCUUUGAGAAAGCGGAAAAAUCUCAAGAGAGGCAUUAACUUCACGUUAAUGGUCGUUGGAGAGUCGGGAAGUGGCAGAUCAACUUUUGUCAACACGCUUUGCGGCCAGCAAGUGGUGGACGUUUCCACGACGGUUAUGUUACCAACAGAUGCGUCUACACAAAUCGAGCUGCAACUCAGAGAAGAAACGGUGGAAUUGGAAGACGACGAAGGUGUCAAAAUCCAGCUGAACAUCAUAGACACCCCAGGGUUUGGCGGAUCUCUGGACAACUCUCAAAACUUUAACGUGAUCUCGGACUACAUAAAACAUCAAUACGAUGAGAUUCUGCUAGAGGAAAGUCGUGUGAGAAGAAACCCACGUUUUAAGGAUGGAAGGGUGCAUUGCUGUCUUUACUUGGUUAACCCCACGGGACAUGGGCUCAAAGAAAUGGACGUGGAAUUCAUGAGAACGCUGGCUCCACUCGUGAAUGUGAUCCCGAUAAUCAGCAAAGCAGAUUCUUUGACCCCUGCGGAACUCAAACUCAACAAAAAGCUGAUCAUGGAAGACAUUGAUUAUUACCAUCUCCCCAUUUACAACUUCCCAUUCGAAGAAACGGAUAUUUCCGACGAAGACUAUGAAAACAACAUGCAUCUACGUUCUUUGAUGCCCUUUUCGGUGGUCGGAUCGAACGAGGUGUACGAUCUGGGCGAUGGCACCCUCAUCCGCGGCCGUCAGUACCCAUGGGGCACGCUGGACGUGGAGGAUUCUACUAUUUCUGAUUUUGUUCACCUAAGAAAUACGCUACUGAUCUCGCAUUUGCAUGACCUGAAGGACUACACCCAUGAGAUUCUGUAUGAGCGGUAUAGAACUGAGGCACUUUCCGGUGAGCCGUCUGCUCCCAGUUCGCGCGGAGCCCAUUUAGCGGCUCAUGAAAACGGCACUGCUUCCCCAGUGGCGUCCGGCAAGUCAUCAUUCCACGCUGCAGACCAUGAGUCUGCCACGUCGUCAUUGAAACAGUCCGCGGGAGGCCAGGACACGUACCUCGCGCGUGAAGAGCAGAUAAGACUUGAAGAAGAGAGGCUGAAAGCAUUCGAAGAGCGCGUUCAACAGGAGCUGCUUUUGAAAAGACAAGAACUUCUACAAAGGGAGCAAGAGCUAAGAGACAUAGAGGAAAGAAUUGAAAGAGAAGCAAAACAGAGGGCCGAGUCCGAGAGUCUUCAGUGA
Lachancea lanzarotensis is the source of this 1230-nucleotide messenger RNA. It is a transcript of the gene CDC11, whose product is annotated as LALA0S06e00386g1_1. The record is from RefSeq and is a predicted model, not a curated record. Bases 1 to 1230 code for a protein of 409 amino acids. Gene Ontology annotation, biological process: actomyosin contractile ring assembly; cytoskeleton-dependent cytokinesis; protein localization to bud neck. Gene Ontology annotation, molecular function: GTPase activity; molecular adaptor activity; GTP binding. The transcript has a single exon. Gene Ontology annotation, cellular component: septin ring; microtubule cytoskeleton; septin complex. Lineage: Eukaryota; Fungi; Ascomycota; Saccharomycetes; Saccharomycetales; Saccharomycetaceae.